Molecule: messenger RNA, 3578 nt
Organism: Sceloporus undulatus (fence lizard)
Lineage: Eukaryota; Metazoa; Chordata; Lepidosauria; Squamata; Phrynosomatidae
Product: carbonic anhydrase 3-like
Exons: 7
Coding region: 62-853 (263 amino acids)
Cellular component (GO): cytoplasm
Molecular function (GO): zinc ion binding; carbonate dehydratase activity
Source: RefSeq, a predicted model, not a curated record
GCCACCCUGAGGGCCAGAGACGCCUGAGCCCCUUCUCCUCCUCCUCCUCCCGGCUGAGACCAUGAGCCACCCGCCCUGGAGCUACUCCGGCAAGGAGAAAGGGCCUGAUCGCUGGCAUGAAUCGUAUCCAUUUGCCAGAGGGAAUAAUCAGUCACCUAUUGCAAUCAUUACUAAGAAUGUCCACAAAGACCCUAUUCUAUUGCCUUGGUUUACUGGUUAUGAUCCAGGUGCAUCUAAGUCCAUAAAGAACACGGGAAAAACUUGCCGUAUUGCAUUUGAUGACACGUUUGAUCGCUCAGUACUGAGGGGAGGACCACUUCCAGGAAUUUAUAGGCUGCGUCAGCUGCACAUCCACUGGGGUUCUACAGAUGACAAAGGUUCAGAGCAUGUUGUGGAUUUACAAAGGCACGCGGGAGAGAUUCAUUUGGUGCACUGGAAUCCCAAGUAUAGCAAUUAUCUCGAUGCUUUGAGAAAAAAUGAUGGUGUGGCUAUAAUGGGUAUUUUUUUGCAGGUAGGGAAAACUCCCAAACCAGAGAUGAAAAGAAUUCUUGAAGAACUAGAUGCCAUUAAGACAAAGGGGAAGGAGGUUCCUUUUCUAAACUUUGAUCCGUCCAUUCUUUUCCCUCAAAAUCGGAGCUACUAUACCUACCAAGGUUCCUUCACGACACCGCCCUGUGAGGAGUGUGUUACCUGGCUUCUCCUGAAAGAGCCUUUAAUUGUCAGUGCAGAACAGAUGGCAAAGCUUCGUAGCCUUUCUAGCAAUGCUGAAAAUGAACCUUACUGUCCUUUGGAGGACAACUGGAGGCCUCUUCAGCCAAUCAAUCACAGGAUGGUCCGGAGUCCAUGCCAAUAGAAUAUUUGUUGAAGGUCAUCAUUUUAAGUUGUGAUAAUCUUAAGAUUCUACACUGAUGUUGUGUACCAUCCGUGCUGUUGAGUCAGAAAUUCUGUGCAAUGAAACAGGACAAGUUAAUAAACACAUCUAACCUGUAGAGCAGUGCUACUCAAAGUGAUGUCAUUUGGACAACUUGGUCAGUCCAUGAGCCAUUGGCUGCUGGUGCCUCGUGAGUCUCCAGAAAAGACAGGGGAAAAAACCUGUAGCCAAUGGACAUAAAUAUGGUACAAGUCCUUGACACAUUGGGGGGGAAACAAUUGCAGGCCUCUGACAACAGGGAACUUGAGAUGCACUGCUGUAGAGGACACUAAAUAAAUAAUUACUCUGGGAAAAUAUAAUCUCUUUAUUAAAUUGUUGAAUCUGUGCGAUCUUAAGUAAUGCUAGAAUUUCUUAGGAAGAUAUAAUUCUAUAAAAUAAAAGGGUUCUUGAAUUGUAUUUAAAAGAGGUCAGAUUCUUUUGUCACAGGGUCCUUUCAUACUAUAGAGUUAUAAUGUUGUGAUGGUCUUAAUGCUCAUGGCAAUAUCCUAUGAAAUCUUAGGAACUGCAGUUUAGGGAAGCAUAUUUAGAUUUUUCAGCCAGAAAGCAAUAGUACCUCACCAAACUACAGACACCAGGAUUCCAGAGGAUGUUGUCAUGACAAAGUGGAAUCAUAACACUGUCAUUGUGUGGUCUGAAUGGACCUUUAUCUCCAAAAUAGGUUUAGCAUCCUGGAUAUCUCCUUCUGAAUUUGGACUAAAACCCAGAGUGGAUUCAUCACCCUAUGGACAUGGAAGCCAAUAUCUGCCACAGGUCUAGGGGCUGCACACUGCCUCAGCCGGAGAUCUGGGAGGGCUAAGCUUUCCCACCAUACCCCCAUUCAGAUUAGUUUUACUCAAAACACCCAGCGUCCUCUAGGAAGUCUGUGGGCAAUUUCACCACGUUUUAGGCACAGACUGCACUCUUUUAAACUAGGAAGAGAUUUAUUAAACAAAGAAGUUACAGACAGUUUUUAAACAUAGUCUAAAAGUACCAAUGGAAGGGGACAUAGUGACACUACCUAGAUGCACCCUAGAGGAUUACUGAAGCAUUUUGCGUUGAUCUUUGUAAUUUUAGUGGAGGGCUCUUGUGGGGUCUCAAAAAUGCCUCUAGGUGCCACACAUGACCUAUGGACUUACGACUUUUCCUACUCUUCAAUUAUAGGAUUGCAUUAUCAGACUUCUAUAUCCUAAUCCUAUAUGAGGCAAAUCAUGUGGACUUCAGAAGUUACUGGACUGCAAGUCUCAGCGGCCAGCAUAGCCACUGGUGAGGAAUGCUGGGAACUGCAGUCCAACACCAAGAGGACACAUGAUUCCUGCUGUCUUCUGUACCCAGGAUUAAUUUUAAUGGGAUAUAAUCAUGAGCAGACAUGUAUAAGAGUGUGCUAGUAAAUAACCAAAAUGUUAAGUAAAAGAACAAUAUAUCAAGAAAACACUGUAUCAGUUCCCCUGACCAAACCAAAUUGAACUUAUAACUUCAAAAUAGAGUAUAGAAUAGGAUAAAGAACUUUUAUUUUCUUGUACAAGUGUACAUUUUUCUGCUAUGAAUCUUUUCAGGAAUUUAAUAUUGAAAUAAUAUUGGUGAUUACCAAUCAGAUUGUUGUUCUGGGGAGAGGAUGUUACAGUUUACUUAAUUUUCAGUUUUACUGUAUUACUUUUCUGAUGUGUCAAAAAGUCAUAUUUUCUGCUCUUAUUCUUACUGUGUUAUUUUGCAAUUCACUUUGUAUCUGUGAAAUUGGUUCGCAUUCUAUUCAGGGCUGCUAAGUGAGAUGGGAUGAAAUUUCCUAACAUUAUGAAGUUUUGAUGGGGGGAUUUAUUUCAGUUUUGAAUUGUUCAGAUGAACUCUGAAAGGGGAAAAAUUAUAAAUUCACACUCUUAAACACCAGCAUUAAGAUUUUUGACAUAGAACUUUUGUACCAGUACUUUGCAGAUCUUAGAAUAUUGUUUUCUAAUUUUAAACAUGGUAUCUAUGAUUUCUCUUUCAAAUUUCCAAAAAUGAUAGCUACAGUUUUUAAUAACUGCAAUCAGUUUAGGCUGGAAUCCUAUUAGUGUACUAUGCCAGAGUAACUAUUCCAAAAGAGGAAAAAGGUAUCAGCCUAUCUGUGGUAGGAGAAAGACAUUGGAGGACUUGUCUGCACUGCAGAAAUAAAGCAGUUUGACACCACUUUAACUGCAAUGGUCCAAUGCUAUGGAAUUCUGGGAUUUGUAGUUUUGUGAGAUAUUUAGCCUUCUCUGACAGAGAGCUCUGGUGCUCCACCAAACUACAAAUUCAAGAAUUCCAUGGCAUUGAGCCAUUGCAGUUAAAGUGGUAUCAAAUUGCAUUAUUUCUGCAGUGCAGAUGCAACCAGAGAAAUAGUCUAUGGGAAGCUUGUGGAUGCUAUAUUCCCGCACCACCCUGUAGAUGCAGCUGCUAACACAGUGCACCAAAAAAGUUCCAGCUGAUAUUUUAAAAUUGUAGUCAUUUGAAAAACUUUUUCAAAAUUUAUAAUGAAAAUAUCAAUUGGCUUUUUUUUGGGGGGGGAUCUUAAAUUGUUAAUAAAAUAUUUGCUGCGGGAGUUGUUUUUUUCUUCUUGCGCUGGGAUCCUGCUUCUUAGUAUGAUCAGUUCAGUAUUGUCUGAUGGUAAUAUACUUGCUUUUGUAAAACAAGAAAAAUAAAUCUAUUUAUCUCUGAA